UGCGAUGCUAUUAUAAUGACUAGCCCUAGACGUUCCAAAAAGAGUGGAGCGCAGUGUGCUGUGCAAAUAUUAGACUGGGAUUCACCGUCGACGGACACGGGAACAGUGAAAAGAAGAAGAUCAUCAUGCCCUGAGAAUUCAGGGAAACACACGGUCUCCGUACAUGACGCUAUAUUUGAAGUACAAACGCCGUCAGACUCUGGCAGCGGUACUUCACGAAGUAUAGACGACAAUGAUAAAUCAGAUUCACUCACAGAAGUUGAAGAAAGAAUCUCCUGCAUAAUCAAUGAGAAUAGAUCCUCUAAGAGUAAUUCUGAAUCCAGUGACGCAGAUAUCAUCAUAGAUAAUAUUUUAGGAAAUCCCAAUGAGAAUCUAUUUGAACAACAUGACUCUCUUUUAUCGAACCGUAGCAAAACUUUUAUUAAAAAAGAUACACCCUGUGUUAAUGAGAAACAUGAUACUGUGUCUGACGAGGUUCAACAAGAUAAAAAAGUUCGAGAUAAACGACUUAAGACACCAGCUCCAAUAAAAAAGUUAAAUAAAACAUUCGAUAAAAGUAAAAAUAGUUUAAGACUAGCCAAAGAACCUCCAAAACCUCAGGAAAAAGCAAGUGUGUUACCAGUUUACAAAAGUACUGUACAAGGAAGUAUAGAUUUAAAUUCUAGUCAAAAGAAAAAAGUUAGCACUAAAUUAAAGUUACCAUUCGCCCCUGUAAGAACAAUGGAAAAAUCAAAAAUGAAUUUCUUUCAAAACAAACCCAAUUUACAAGGAACUAAACCUUCACCGUUGUUAUCGUCACCAGUUAGAAGGACCAUGUCAAAUGAAUACGUCCGAUUGAAAUUUAAUAAUGAUACAGUGGUUAGACGGACUAUUAACGGUAAAUCAGUCCCAAAGAUAACUCCAAAGAUACAGUCAAUUAUACCUGAAAGUCCCAUAGAUAGUGAAGAUCCCUUUCUAAAUCUUAGUCCAAAUAAAAAAUACACAGUGACAGUGAAUAAUAAAGUGCGCUGUGACAAGGACAACUACGUUAUUUUCGAUCCGAACACAGGCUUCGCCCCGGACGGGUCUAGACAGUCGCGAAUCCCUUUGAAGUCGCCUACAGGUGAAAAAUCUCGGAUCCCCCUUAAAUCUCCAUGUGGUGAAAACUCCGGUCUAGUGCGGAAAUCGGCUAACGUUAGUGACACAGACAGUGGUAUACUCUCGCCGAAUUCUCCAGUAGAGACGAGUGAAAAGGGAUCUGCAUACUACGUCAAUGCAGCGGCGUUCAGUGAGUCGGCGAAGAAGUUUGCAAGUGACGUGGAUAUUACUAUCCUCGACCCAGGUCUGGCGAAGAAGGCUGCAGAACAAAUAAAGAUCUACACGGACUGGGCGAACCAUUACCUGGAGCGGGCGCGGUCUCGGCGCCGAGCGGGUGCGUCUGGUGGCGGGCUGGCGCGGGACUGCGCCGACGGCCUGCUGCUGGCUGACGUGCUGGAGGGAGUCACCGGCCUCAAGGUGCACCGCGCGCAUCGCAAGCCCAGGAACCCGCAACAAAUGUUGGAGAACGUCCAAUGCUGUUUGGACUUCCUUCACGCUCAAAAAGUCCAAGGAUUAGAACAAGUAACUGCUGUCGACAUUCGUGAUGCAAAAUUAAAAGCAGUAUUAGCACUGUUUUUCGCGCUAAGUAGACAUAAACAAGCCACCAAACAAAGGACAACGCCAUCUAGUGGAAAUGCGACAAACAUCGGGAAGAACUCAAGCGAAGAUGUUUCUCUAAGUGCAGUCCAGCGCAUAACAGGUGGCAGCAGUUGCGAUGAAAUUUUAACAGCGUGCACAAAUAACGUCGAUAUGACGACGUUAACAGCUAAUAGGCAAGUGUCGGUGUUGCAGACGUCGAUCCCGCUGCCGGCGUCCGCCGCGGCCGCGCGACGUGCCCCGCCCGACAAACGACCGCUGCCCGCCACUCCGUCGCACACAGGUGGUAAAAGCGGAUUGUCGGCUAGUUCCAGUCGCUCUACUAGCCCUCUGGGACAAGGAGCUGUCAGUUUUAUACCGCGAGCGCCUACUUCUUCAUCCGGAUCACGUCCUAAUUCCUCGUUGCUAGCCCCUGGUAGUAAAAUCCCAUCAACAUUAAUUUCGCAACCACAACAUCAGCAAACUCCAUCCAGUCACAAUGGGACACCAACAAAGCAUUCCAUGCUUGAUAAGUUAAAACUUUUUAACAAAGACAAAAUAAGUAAUGAGAAGCAAAGCAGCAAGAGUACAGCUGUGUCAAAACGUACUAGUUCGUCCAGUGGUUUCUCUUCAGCCAAAAGCGAGAGAUCCGACUCAAGCUUAAGCCUCAAUGAGUCUUCUAAUACUCCCAACUCACAUAUCAAAUCUACAAACUUAGUAGGACCCAAAAGUAUACGGCAACAAAGCGAUACAUUAUCAAAAGACAAGUCUGGUAAAAAUGUAAAACCUAAGUUAGUUAGUUCCAAAUCCCCUAAAGAAACUUCUACCGGUUUCAAUAAAAACAGCAGUAAAACAAGUAAUAGUGAUAAAUCAAGGAACAGUCCCAAACUUCCUGCUCGUGACAAGGAAUCUAAACUGGCUGCUCCUAAAUCUAUAAGUAAUACUAAAUUGAAUCAGAUCGAUGACCAUUCAAGAAACUCUAACUCAAAAAUGGUGAAACUGUCUGGCAGUCAAAUGAGGCUCAGUGAAAAACGAAGUGAUAGUACACCAGAUGUUAAACACCAUCAAAAUCAUGAAAAUGCAUCUCCACCAUCAAAAAGUCAUGGAAAUCAGAAUCAAGCAGCUUCUGCCCAAAAUUUUGGACAGCAAAACCAUACUGGGAUUCCAAAACCAACAGCUGCUGUGAAAGGAACGUUCAAAAUAUCGAAAGAUGAUAGACAUGUAAUUAAUAAAAGUACAAAUAGUCAAUUAAGCCCUAUACAAAGCAAUUCUAGUUUAAAUUCUACAAAUAACGUAAGUGCACUUCCAUUCGGUAGAGAACAAUCUAAUUUAAGUAAAGAUAUAACACAAAAGCAGACGUUGGCUGUAUCUCCAAUGCCAGUGGUUAAUACAGGAAUACAUACUCACAUAUCACAAAUGUCUGAAAGUUCUCAUUCUAAUUCCACUCACAGUACCACAGGGCAACAUUCUAAUUCGAGUGAUAGUAGCGUAAUAUACCGUCCUUCCAGUGAAUCUGGAUCAGAAAUAUCUAAAACUGCUACUCAUUCUGGCAACGCCAAUAAAAGGAUAGACAUGAACACGACAUAUAUUAAUGAAGUGAUCAAUGAAGCGGAAAUCUCGGAAAAGGAAGCAGCUCAGAGAAGACCAUUGGACAAGUCUGUUCCUAAACCGACGUUUGAUCACAAUAGAACUUUGACGGAGUUAAAUAAGAGAAUGGAGAAUGACAGUCGUUCCAGCACGCCGUCACAUUGUCGUGACAAUUCUCUCGGGGACGAUGAAAAUCCAUUAAUGAAUGUGAUGCCCAUGCGGCCCCUUUUACGAGGCUAUAACAGUCACUUGACAUUGCCAAUGAGGACUUCAGGAUUGACCCAGAAGAAUAUUCCGGGCUAUCCUCAUCAUGCCAACACAGUGAAAGCUAACUUUGGCCGAGAAAAUAUGGGAUUGCGUGACCGCAUAAAUUACGGGCCUGGGUUUUCGAACCCAGAUUAUUGUGAUCUUGAAAUCGCUUCGGGUUAUAUGUCAGACGGUGAUUGUUUGCGACGCAUAAAUAUUAAUGAAAUGGAUUGUGGGCGCAAUAACGACAUCAUGGAUGGCUAUAUGUCUGAAGGUGGAGCUUCCCUGUAUGGCCGUCGACUGAACUACCAGCAGCCGUCGCAGUUACAGCAGUUGGACGAAAGACGCGGCCGCAAUAGAGGUAUGGAAGGUGGCAGUGGAGUGGUAUACCGCGUGGUGGGGCGCACGCGCAGCAAGGCGGACUGCGGCCAGCAGACCGAGAGGCAACCGCCCGCGCCGCGGCAGGACACCACAUGGAAGAAGUAUACCGACUCACCAGGAGUCGGAACACCACCAAUGAAUCAGCCAGCACCAGCCCCGCCGAGUCCUUCCCACGGUCGGAAAGGCGAGCGGCGCGCUGGUCACCACUCUCCGCAGCACCACAAGCGAGAGAAACUUACUGCGGCCCAACAGCUUGGCAUCGCACCACACCCGCAGUAUCCACCACCGAAUUCGUCUGGCCAACAUCCGUCGAGGAGCGGAGGGUCACAGCUCCAGUCGCCUAGUGGUGGAUCAUCGCGUCCAUCGAGCGUGUCAAGCGGAGGAAAUGGCAGCACCUGUUCAUCUGGCAAAGCGAAGGUCCCACAAAGCUUCGGUUAUGUGAAAAGGCAGAAUGGGGUGCAACAACCAGCACCUCAGUCUAAUGGACCGCCACAACAUGGUGGCAGAACCGCUCAAGUUUCCGCUGUGCCAAGAACGAAAGUAAAAGUGUCCGGAGGUACACAAACUUGCACGCAAGAUCUACAAAUACACAAAAAUGGAAUCGGUCCGAAAUCAUUUUCUCUGGGUGGAACAGCGGCGGCACAGCUGUCGGCGUCGGUGCGAGAGAGGCUUCUUGGAUCACAGUCCUUACCGAAGCCUGGGACGCACGAGUUUGCUGCCCUCUUCCACCAUCAUAGGGUUGCACCUAGGGGUGGUAUUAAAAUCAGUGACGGCAGUCUUUCUGAUACCCAAACGUAUUCUGAAGUAAAGUCUGACUACGGGAUCCCCUAUGCGCCUUGGCUAAGACACAGCAAUACAUAUUCGGCGAGUGGUCGCCUAUCUGAAGGCGAGUCGAUGGAGUCGCUCACGUCGCUGCAUUCAGCGCAGGCGCACAACCACACCUCCUCCCCUAACUCACACCACCGCAGCUCACUCACACACAAUAAGCUCAUCAUGCACCGAGACGCACAGGGCUCCCGGUUAAACAGGAGCAACAGUAUUAGGUCAACAAAGUCAGAGAAGUUGUAUCCAUCAAUGUUGCAACGGUCAUCAGAGAGUGAUUACGAGCCAUAUUAUUGUUUACCUGUGCAGUAUGGACCAGCCGGACAAGGUCUAAACUAUGGCGUCUCGGAGCCACCAUCGCCGUCUCCAAGAUCAGCACUAAGCCCCACGCACCAGCCUGGCAAUGUGAUGCAUACGCCCAGGCAUUCCCAUCACUAUCCUAAGAAAAAUGAUGACGUGCACGGUUCCACUGCAUCCCUCGUAUCGACGGCGUCAUCGCUUGCUGCUGGUGCUGGGUCGGAAGAAAGGCAGGCGCACGAGGUAAUUGGUGUCCGGAAAUUGAGAAGAGAACUCGCCGAUGCUAAAGAAAAAGUACACACACUGACAACACAGCUGACAACUAAUGCGCACGUGGUGUCUGCUUUCGAGCAAAGCCUGUCCAACAUGACGCAGCGACUGCAGCAGCUCACCGCGACCGCCGAGAGAAAGGAUUCUGAGCUAACGGAGUUACGUCAAACGAUCGAGCUGCUAAGGAAGCAAUCAAUUCAGGCGGGUCUUACGACAGCCCACAUGCAGUCCAUGGGUAUUCGGGCAGACGGUGUUAAUGUCACCGGACCGGAGCCGGGCAGUCAAACGCAGUCGUCUCCGCAGCGAACAGCUCAUACCGGUAACGGUGCGAUCACGAGGCACCUCUCUACAGACAGCGUCUCCAGUAUCAACAGCCUCAGCAGCGGCUCCUCUGCUCCCCAUGAUAAGAAACAUAAAAAGAAGGGAUGGCUCCGCUCAUCGUUCACGAAAGCUUUCUCGCGGAACGCCAAGAUAUCAAAGACAGCGAAGCAUUCUUCCCUCGGGCAACUGUCGUCGCAAGACAGCUCGUCGGGAUCCCAUCACUACGACGACCCGCACACGAUCCGCGAGGGAAGCAACGAGAACAGUCUCGAGCACUCGCACGAGACGCUCGACGUUAAGGACAAGCCGUGCCCGCCGGCCAAGACGGAAGACCAGACCAAAGAUAAACCAGAUGAUUCUGGUUUAGUUGAUGAGUUGAAGAGGCAAUUACGAGAAAAGGAUUUGGUGCUAACAGAUAUCCGGUUAGAGGCUUUAAGCUCAGCCCAUCAACUUGAAAGUCUUAAAGACACCGUCAUAAAAAUGAGGGUACACUUCCAGAACGAGAUGUUGAACCUAAAACAGAACAAUGAGCGUUUACAACGGUUGGUGACGUCACGCUCCUUGGCGGGCAGUCAGAGCUCGCUGGGGACCGGCGGGUCGGCUGUCGAAGACCCGAGACGGUUUAGUCUCGCCGACCAGGCUACCAUGCAUCAGGCGACACUAGACAUGCAUUCACAACCUUUAGACCUAGACUUCAACUGUAUGUCGUCGACCCCAACCAUGGAUUUCUCCAAAAAAGGCUCGCCUAAAUCUAGCUUGGGCGAGCCCAUAUACGGCAAUAAGGCCGCAUGCGAGCUUAAUGAAAACAGCGAGACGCUAUUAGGGGCACUGAAUGGCAGCAGUGAUUUAUUCGCGAACGGACUCAAUACAACCGAUCGACUGAGUGGCGACUACGACAUAAACAGCGUGUUGCCCCCGCCGAAGAGCCGAGAACUCGCGAUAGGGGAAAGCUAUUCUGAUAUCGGUGUUGCCGAUAGUCAAGGAGACACGACUGACGGGAAAAAGAUAGCUAUAGCAGUAUAUUUAGGACAACCUGAGACAUUCCAAAGAUAUUUUGAAGAAGUUCAGGAUACGCUUACAGAGUCUGAAUGCAGAUUCUACGCUAAGCAAUCGGCGAGCGCGUACAACAACCAUUUCGAGAAGCAAUCCAGUUUCGACUCGCCGCGGCUAUCGCAAAACCGAAGCCCCGAAACCGAGACACAAGACUACACACAAAUAAAUAAGUCAAACACGAAUAGCCUUAAAAGCAAUAAAUCUACGCACAGUAAUUCAUAUAAGAAUGUUUAUAAUAGUGAUUCGACAAUAAACUGUAAUGAAUUCACCAUAGCUUACACUUAUAUUUCUGGCAAGACUACUUGGCAGAACUUAGAUUAUAUAGUUAGGAAGACUUUUAAAGAUUACUUGUCUAGAAUAGACUUGGGAACGAAUCUCGGUUUGAACACUGAUUCAAUAACAUCGUAUCACUUAGGGGAAGCAACGCGGGGUCCUGAAAUAGGUUUCCCUGAGUUAUUACCUUGUGGUUACAUUAUUGGCACUGUCAAUACGCUGUACAUCUGCCUGGAAGGAGUCGGAAGCUUGGCGUUCGAUAGUCUUAUACCAAAAAAUAUUGUAUAUAGAUACGUUUCCCUGCUAUCGGAACACCGGCGUAUAAUUCUGUGCGGACCGAGCGGCACCGGCAAGUCGUACCUGGCAGCAAAACUAGCUGAGUUCUAUGUUCAGAAAACGCAACGUAGAGGAAACCCUGCGGAAGCCGUCGCGACCUUCAACGUGGACCGCAAGUCAUGCAACGAGCUGCGCGCGUACCUGGCGAACAUCGCGGAGCAGUGCGGCGCGGCGGCGGCGGGCGAGGAGGCGGCGCUGCCCUCCGUCGUCAUCCUCGACAACCUGCAGCACGCCUCCGCGCUCGGGGACGCCUUCGCCGGCCUGCUGCCGCCCGACAACAGGAACAUGCCCGUCAUCAUCGGUACAAUGUCCCAAGCUACGUGCAACACAACGAACUUGCAGCUCCAUCACAACUUCAGGUGGCUGCUCACAGCCAACCACAUGGAGCCCGUCAAGGGAUUCUUAGCUAGGUACCUCCGACGCAAGCUGUUCACGCUGGAGCUGCGUCUGGGGCGGCGCGAGCCCGCGCUGGCGGCGGUGCUGGAGUGGCUCCCGGGCGUGUGGGCCGCGCUCAACGCCUUCCUCGAGGCGCACUCCUCCAGCGACGUCACCGUCGGACCCAGGCUCUUCCUCGCCUGCCCCAUGGACUUGGAGGCUAGUCAGGCGUGGUUCGCUGACGUAUGGAACUACAGCAUCGUGCCGUACGCGUCGGAGGCGGUCCGCGAGGGCAUCGCGCUGUACGGCCGCCGCCGACACGCUGCCGUCGACCCGCUGCAGCAUAUCAAGUCCUCGUAUCCCUGGAGGGAACCCAAUCAUUCGCAUACUCUAAGAGCAAUAACAGUGGAGGAUAUCGGGAUUGAAGAAUCAAAUCAAGAUUCUAAUACAAACAACAAUCAGGAUCCUUUGCUGAACAUGCUGAUGCGACUCCAAGAAGCGGCGAACUACAGCGGAAACCAAAGUCAGGACUCUGACAACGCAAGCAUGGACUCGAAUCUCACUCACGACAGCUCUAUGGGCAACGAGCUUUAAUAGUGACACGUCCCGACUGUGUUGUGACGUCAUUAUACACUAGGAUUUUAUACGACCCGCUGGUAUUCUGUGAUAUUGCUCUUCAACACUACGUAUUGUGGUUGAAAUAAGGUAAUACCGGCAGUAAUUCCAUGCAGUGAAGGUGUGAACUAAACUGACGUUCCUUACAUGUGGAUUAUAUGAUAUAUAAAGCCAAAUAUUUGCCAUAUGUACAUUAUUGAUAUUUAUUUUUACUUAUUCUAAGUGUUAAUUUAGUUGCAAUUCUUUAUUAUUUCUAGUUGAUUUUUUUUUUGUAUAAUUUAUCGCAAAAUUAUAAUACUUAGCGAUAUUUAUGUUUUCAUAUAAUUUUUCGAAAGGAUUUUACUCUGCAAUAUUUGUGUAGACUAGCAAAUAUCUGGCAUGAGUCGUAGACCUUUCUGUACCUAAGUCUGUAUUCUUUUCUUUAACAUUCAAGAUUAAAAUAAUUGCCGCUCGUAAGUGAAUAAGAAAUCAAUAACAGUGCCUGGAGCGAUAAUUUUCCAUUUUUUAAGACGUAAUUACAAUAUUAGAAUUAUAACUGUUUAUAUGAAGCAUUGUCGCUUUUACUAUUGUUAUAUUUUUUCAAAGUUAGGAUACGGACCGCAUUUGUAUUACUGAAGCAUGUAUGUAAUAUAUGAAAGUGUAAUUUUUAUACCAUUUUCAUAUAAAAAUCAUGUACCUAAUAAACAUUUAAGUGUAAAUAUGUUUAAUAAUAUAUUUUUCAUUUUGUAUGCGAUUACACUAACCGCUAUCUAUUGUCAUAAACAGCGUUACUUUUGUAUAGAGAAGCGUAACAACUGUGUUACAGUGUUCGGUAUGGAUUGACUCGUGUGCAUAAAUGAAACGUGAUAUCUACAAUCUAUGCUUUACAGAAAAUGUGAAAUAAAAUUGAUUAUAAAAA
Molecule: messenger RNA, 9127 nt
Organism: Trichoplusia ni (cabbage looper)
Lineage: Eukaryota; Metazoa; Arthropoda; Insecta; Lepidoptera; Noctuidae
Gene: sick
Product: protein sickie
Exons: 33
Coding region: 16-8208 (2730 amino acids)
Biological process (GO): nervous system development; neurogenesis
Molecular function (GO): ATP hydrolysis activity; protein binding
Source: RefSeq, a predicted model, not a curated record